This is a messenger RNA of Neospora caninum, 582 nucleotides long. RefSeq lists its product as hypothetical. The coding region runs from base 1 to 582 and encodes 193 amino acids. The record is from RefSeq and is a predicted model, not a curated record. NCBI's taxonomy places the organism in Eukaryota, Apicomplexa, Conoidasida, Eucoccidiorida, Sarcocystidae. The transcript has a single exon.
AUGGCACGCGCAGUCUGCGGUAUCCUCUUCCUUGUGGCGCUCUCAAGCGCAGCAUGCCAGGUCGUUGCCGGUGCGGAGUCCACCACGGAUUACCCGAACUUCCUGGAGGCGUUGACUCGGCAAAGCGACGUCAGCACGAUGAUGGACCGAAUGGCCCAUGCCUUCUUCAAUGCAGCGACCCAGAACGAAGGCGUGAAGAUGAUGGAACGGGCAAUUGGCUCUGUCGUAGACCCCUCUGCCGUCCAGACCCUUUUCGCUGAGGCCAACAGAAACGCGAGGUCUUUCUUGAACCCGUUCGAGGCUCUCUGGGGCAUGAACCAGUUCCAGAACCGUGCUGUGGAGAGCACCAACACGAGCGAAAGUUCGGUGUCCGAGAUGACUCCCCAGCGGGUCUUCCCCUUCCCGCUCGGCUUCCCCUUCUUCUUCCCCUUCAGUGGAGCUUCCCCUGCUGCGAAAUACGGCCCUCGCUAUGAAUUCCACGACCACAUCUACGAGUGCGGUGGCAGGCCAUGCGAUGAGAGCUACUCCACUUCUCACUCGUACUCCCACUCUCACUCCCACUCAGUCUCCAGGGAAGAAUAA